ACUCGUUUUGGAUUUUCUCCCCUCUGCUCCGGCGCUCCGUGGACAUCCCUCCUCGCCCCGUAGAGCUCCCGGCGGCGGCGGGACUGGGGGAGGUGGGGGUAUGGCGGAGCUGUCUGCGCGGACGGACCGGACGCUGCUUCCCCCCCCCCCCUUCCUCCCGCCGCCGCCUCCUCCUCCCAUCACCUCCUGACCCUCCCGGUCCCUAAGCAACCGCCGGACCUCGGUGGCGACCGUCGGACCCGCCUCGGGGCCUUUCCGGGGCCCUCCGUGGCGAGGCCUUCCGCCCCCUGCCCGGGGGGAGGCUCGCGGGUCCCGGGGAGGCCGCUGGGGAGGGAGGCUCGGCGCCCUGCGGAGGGUCGCUGAGCCGAGGACGUUCCGCCGCCGCGGGGAAGGGCCCCGUGUGUGGCCCUCCGCGCAGCCCCUGGUCCUGGUUUUUAGGGUUCGGGUUUUUGUUUUUUCUCUCUUUAUGAGCCCCUUUAUAUCUAAUAUUUAAAAGGGGAAAGGCGUCUUCCCACACCACCUCCGCUUUUUUAUUUUUUGGGGUCUACGUUACCCAGAAGGCUCAUGUCUUAUCAGUGACCGAGAAUUAUUCUAAUUAAAUGUAGCUGUUUUUGGAGGAUGGAUGGGUGGAGAGAUCCUCUACUAUUGAGAUUUCAGUCGCUUUUUGAGGCGUCCGCCAGGAAAGCUCCAAGAAACAGCAGGCCAGCAUCGGGCAGAGCUGGAUUGCAAAAUUUGGGGGCAGAGCGGUGUGUGCACAGUCCUCAUGAAGACACAUUGUCAUUUGGGGAACAACAGCUUGGAAUAUAUUUGACUGUUGGCUUUAAUGGAUACCUUUACACAAAAGCCUAUGGGCAAAAAAAAACAACAACCACAGAAUAAUUUGAUAUUAAGACAGAUAUUUAGAAAUUGCAGCUGAGAAUUGCCUCUAAAUUUUUGAACAAUUAGAAAUGCAGAAAAAAAUGCUGCUAUGAAGACAUAAUUAUAUCUCUCAUAUAAAUGAAGCUACUACUGUCAUGAUUUUAGUGCUGCAGAAAGGAUGAACUUCAGUGGACAAGAGGGCAUUUUGAGGGGUAGUAGGAUGCUUGAGGCCUGGAAUUUAAAUUUGAGCUACUUCCUGAAGCUCUUAAAUAAUAGAAGAAAAUGGAAUUGAACAUGAUGUCAGCAUGGAACAGUCUAAUGAUUCAUUAAUAGUCAACCAUAAUGAUUCCGAAGAUUCAAAAACAGAUUCUCAGCAUUCAACCUGUAUCGACUCCAGGGAUCCUUCCUUUGGACAAAAUAGUUCUGAUAGAGUUUUACCCGUCACUACUCAUGAAGCAGAUAAUUCACUCACAUCACAGAAUAUACCAGGGCCCCUGACUCAGGCACAGACUCUUUCUGCAGAGCAAUUUCACCUAGUGGACCAAAAUGGGCAACCUAUUCAAUAUGAACUUCAGUCAUUGGAGGAUUCUAAUGCACAAAUGAUGAUUGUUGCCAGCUCAUCAGAAAAUGGACAGAUGCUUCGUGUAAUUCCAUCUACCCAGACAGGAAUGACACAAGUGAUUAUACCUCAGGGGCAACUUGUGGAUAUGAAUAAUCCUCAGGCUGCCUCUGAAGAGAAACCCAGCAACAGAAACUUACCAACUGCAGGACUGGAUGCUCUCGCCGACCAGAACAGUAGUUACAUUCUGCAUCCACAAGCAUCCCUCACGUUGCCCCAAAAGACAGUGACCAGAAUGCUUGAAGAACCGUUUCUGGCUCCUCUCCAGCCACUUUCUUCUAACACACCUAUAUGGGCCUGUCGUCUUAGGAGUUGUGAGAAAAUUGGAGAUUCAUACCGGGGCUACUGUGUAAGUGAGACUGAAUUAGAAAGUGUUUUAACGUUUCACAAGCAGCAAACACAGAGUGUUUGGGGGACUCGCCAAUCUCCAAGCCCAGCCAAGCCAGCUACACGUUUGAUGUGGAAAUCCCAGUAUGUCCCAUAUGAUGGAAUUCCAUUUGUCAAUACAGGGAGUAGAGCCGUGGUAAUGGAGUGUCAGUAUGGGCCAAGGAGAAGAGGUUUCCAGUUAAAAAAGAUCAAUGAGCAGGAAAGCAGGCCUUGUCACCUCUACAAAGCCACUUGUCCAGCCCGAAUUUACAUUAAAAAGGUACAAAAGUUUCCUGAAUAUAGAGUUCCUACAGACCCCAAAAUUGAUAAGAAAAUAAUACGAAUGGAGCAAGAGAAAGCCUUUAACAUGCUAAAGAAGAACUUGGUAGAUGCUGGUGGUGUUUUUAGGUGGUAUGUACAGUUACCUACACAGCAAGCUCAUCAGUAUCACGAAUUGGAGACUCCCUCCCUCCCUUUGUCACCUCCCCCUUUUCCUGUGUCCUCUCUGGAAGAAGAGGAAACUGCAAUUAGGGAUGAGAAUUGUACAUUACCCUCACGUCUACAUCCUCAAGUAGCACAUAAGAUUCAAGAAUUAGUAUCACAAGGAAUAGAACAAGUGUAUGCAGUAAGGAAACAUCUAAGAAAAUUUGUGGAAAGAGAACUGUUCAAAUCUGAUGAGGUACCUGAAAGACAUAAUUUAUCCUUUUUUCCAACUGUAAAUGAUAUAAAAAAUCACAUCCAUGAAGUACAGAAAUCCUUGAGAAAUGGAGAUAAUGUAUCUAACUCAGAGAUUAUUCCAGCAACGCUUCAGUGGACUACAGACAGUGGGAAUAUUCUCAGAGAGACUGUGACAGUAACAUUUGCAGAAGGAAAUUCACCAGAAGAAUCGUCUACCACCAAAGUGGAAACAAAUCAGACAAGGGGUUCUUUGUCUCCAGAAUCAGCCCAUUUGCUCUCCUCCUCACAUUCUUCAUUUCAGCCAAAAAUAUUCACACAACUACAGGGUUUACAGUUGCAACCAAGAUUCACUUCUCCUGAUGGAUCACCGGCUCUGAUAUCAGUAAAUGACCACCUCUCCUCUAGUCCUUCAAGACCUCUGGAUUCAAUACGAUGUACCGUAAUAAAUAAUAAUGCUCUACAGUGUGGUCAAAGUCAUGGCCUUCAAACAGAUACAUGCCUUACCCCAAACAACAGUAUUGCCUCUACCAUGGGUAACCUUCCAGCACCAGAUCAAAAUGUGGCUGCAGUGGAUCAGCUGGUGGACGUUGGAGAUGCUGAGGAUACAGAGAAUCUGGAAGGAAGUGUUCAUAGGUUUCUGUUGGGAAAUGUACAGACCAUUCCAAUACAAAUUAUAGACAGCCACCCACCUCUUAUUGAAGAAAACCCAGAAGGUACCAUUUCUGUGAACCAAGUUAAACAGGAACCCAAAGAACCAGCAUUGUCUAUGGAAGCAAAAAAAAAUUUGGACUAUAAGAAAUUAUCUGCUACAUAAAUUGUUGAAGCUUUUCUGAACUGUACAACUCUGGUGACCUCUGAUGUCAUAGAAAAGAAGGUAGAAACUGGAACUAUCAAUAUUUUCAUGUUAUUUUGGAGGUAUUUUAAAGGAGCCAGCAUUUGAUGAUCUUGGAGGUCCUAUAAAAAUCUGGUCAACUUGGAAAUAGCGUGCUUUCUGAGGCCCUUUGAGUUUCCUGCACAGGGUCUCUCCAAUGACGAUGGUAAG
This is a messenger RNA of Myotis myotis, 3563 nucleotides long. RefSeq names its product calcium responsive transcription factor (gene CARF). Gene Ontology annotation, biological process: regulation of transcription by RNA polymerase II. The record is from RefSeq and is a predicted model, not a curated record. Lineage: Eukaryota; Metazoa; Chordata; Mammalia; Chiroptera; Vespertilionidae. Gene Ontology annotation, molecular function: RNA polymerase II cis-regulatory region sequence-specific DNA binding; DNA-binding transcription factor activity, RNA polymerase II-specific. Gene Ontology annotation, cellular component: nucleus.